Motacilla alba alba is the source of this 2127-nucleotide messenger RNA. It is a transcript of the gene LHFPL6, whose product is annotated as LHFPL tetraspan subfamily member 6. The transcript has 4 exons. Lineage: Eukaryota; Metazoa; Chordata; Aves; Passeriformes; Motacillidae. Gene Ontology annotation, cellular component: membrane. The coding region runs from base 505 to 1107 and encodes 200 amino acids. The record is from RefSeq and is a predicted model, not a curated record.
GGCCCCUCGCCCCCGGCCCCGGCCGCGGCCCCGCAACUGCGCCGACCGCGGCGGGUCCCGCCCGGGGAGGCGGUGGCGGGGAAGGGGGAGGAGAGGCGGCGGAGUGCGCUGCCUCCCGAGGAAUCAAACGGGGGGAGAGAGGAACGCGCGGAGGAAAGGACGGGCCGGGCUGGGGAGGGUCCCGGUCCCCGUCCCGCCCGCCUCGGAGCACCCGCGUCGCCUCCGCGCCGGGACCGCGGUAGAGUCGCUUGGGGCGGCCACCGCCCGCCGGCCCCGCGCCCAUGUGCUCCCGGCAGCCGCGGCGGGCAGCCUCCACGCCCGGCGUGUCCGGACCUUUGACUUCAUGAUGGGAGGAAGUAUCCCCCCUGCUCUUAGGAUCCGAGCUUCUCCCAGUGUGAGGAUUUGUCAAGGCUGAGAGAUUCCGGAUUAUCCAUAAAGCUUCUCUGAAAUACACAGUUACUUUUGUGUCUUCCCAUCUUGGGGGGUCUCGGAGCAGAUACAAAGAUGGCUUCCAGCCUCACCUGUGCUGGCAUCGUCUGGGCCUUCCUCUCCUUCCUCUGUGCUGCUGCCUCCUGCGUUGGCUUCUUCAUGCCCUACUGGCUCUUGGGGUCUCAGCUGGAGAAGUCUGUUUCCUUCGGCACUUUCCGGAGGUGUUCGUACCCGGUGCGGGAUGAGAGCCGCCAGAUGACCGUGAUGGUGGAGCAGUGUGGCCGCUAUGCCUCCUUCCAGGCCAUCCCGAGCGCUGAGUGGAGGAUCUGCACGGUGGUGACAGGCCUGGGCUGCGGGCUGCUUCUCUUGGUGGCCCUGACAGCGCUCAUGGGCUGCUGUGUGUCCGAGCUCAUCUCCAGGACUGUGGGCAGGGUGGCAGGAGGCAUCCAGUUCCUGGGGGGUUUGUUGAUCGGCUCUGGUUGUGCCCUCUAUCCUCUUGGCUGGGACAGUGAAGAAGUCAGACAAACCUGUGGUAACCUUUCCAACCAGUUUGAAUUGGGGACCUGCCACAUCGGUUGGGCCUACUACUGCACGGGCGGGGGCGCGGCGGCCGCCAUGCUGGUGUGCACCUGGCUCGCCUGCUUCUCAGGCAAGAAGCAGAAGCAAUACCCCUACUGAGCCGGCCCCGGGCAAGGGCCCUGCCAGGCUCGCCCAGCUCUGCUGGACAACAAUGACAGACAAGAAUUUUCAAGUGCUUUCUCCCAGGAGCAGGACGGCGGGUGGGGCCAGGGUGGCAGGGAGGCGAACGGCGGUGCGAAGCCACCCGGCCGGGCUGGGCAGGGCCCGGCUCUCUCACCCGAGCCUGCUCAGGGUCUGCUCCACAAAAAUAUAAGCAAGGAAAACUCUGCUUUGGCAAAUGGUGAAAUUCUGCAUGCACCAAUUACUAGACAGGCUGGUGAGGGGUGGCAGCGCCCACGUGCUGGGGUAGCGCCUGGCAGCCCCUCAGUGCGGCGCUCCCGAAAGCACAUACGCACGCACAGAUGUUGACCAUGGCACAAAAUAAGUAGAGGGGAAACUUUUUUUUGGUGCGAUUCUUCUUUAUUUCCCUAUUUCCCUUUUUUAUUUUCUCUCCUUUCUUUUUUUUUUUUUUUUUUUUUUUUUUUUUUUUUUUUUUUUUUUACUUCUCUCUGGUGGUUUAAGACUUGGUGUUGCAACACUUUUUAAUCUAUACAUUAAACUUAAUAAAAGGACCAAUAAGCCACUUUAUCAGUAUUUUGUAUAAUCUCUACACAUUUUUCUUCCCCAAACAUUUAUCCACUGCUUAUUCAGCCCUAUAUAACUUUUAUUAAGACUGUGUUUUUCAGCAUUAUUACAAAAUGCAACAUAAUUACUUGGCAUAUGUACCCUUACUAUAGUACUUUUUAUGAAAUGCAGUAAAUGGGCAGUUUCCUGUCCAUUGGAAAUGCCACUCACGGUACUGUAGAACUCUCUUGGUUACGUACAACUAACAGCAAACUUCUUCCAGACAUAGAUUUCUGUUGCUGUUAUGUUUAGCUCAUUGAUGUUGUAUUGUGCUGUACCAUGUUUAUUAUUUCAAUAUUCAUUUUUGUAAAAUAUAUAUAUAAUAUGUGCUAUUUUAUGUUUGUAUUUGAAAAAUUUCUGUAAAUAAAUUUUUCCUUGAUCAAUACUUGCAAUGUA